GUGUGUGUGAGAGAGAGAGAGAGAUACAAGAUUGUGUUAAUUUGGGGAAUAUCUCUUCGUCUUGUUGAUCCAUCGAUGUAUCAUGUUGUGUGUUUGUGGAAUAAGUGAAGAAAAGUGAAUCAGCCAUCUCAACAAUGACUCAUUUUUCAAGGGGAAACUGAUCAGAGUUUCUUUUAUAUCAUCUACAAGAAUUUCAACUGAAAUCGUUCACAGUUAAUACGGAAAACACUCGACAGGAGAUAACUUUUUGAUAUAUACCAUAAUUAUGAUAAGUGAUGCCCAGUAGUGGGUUCCUUAGGCAGGAUGAUAUGAAUCAAGCGUCCCCGUACUACACAGUCUUUGUUGUCUCCACUAUGAUGACUUUCUAUUUUCUCUAGUUUCUCUUAUUUAGUCUCAGUUGAUUAGUCAACACCGUUUUGUGGAUGUGAAUAGCUAUCGACUUUACAUACAGUACUAUGGGUAUUUCGGCAGCGUUGCUUUGUGAAACUUUUGAACACUAUCCGUAUGAUAAGAGGGUCCCAGUUUCAUCAACAUCAUUUGAGAUUAUCAGAUCAAUAAUUGGUAUAUUUCAAGAAGUUAUAAUGCACGGUGAACAUCGUUAUGAUUUGUUCAACAGUGGCCUUCUGACGUACCUACUUCCGUACUUUAAUGUUAAUGGUCAAGCGUUUGACGUGGAACACUUACAUGCUGGCCUGUUAGGCUUAUAUGCUACAAUGUCGAGUAAAUUUACUCUUGAUGAUAUGGAAGCCUUUUUUUCAUUUUCAUAUGGUCAUCCGCCUCAUUCUGAUAAUUUCAAUGAGACUAACAAUGAAGAAGGCAUAACGAAUAGAAAUGAUAUCAUUGAUUGUUUCUCAUUAGAAGAUCUGCUCACGCAUACGUUGUACGCCUUAUUACAAGGUGCAGGUCAGGCAUCUAAACACAUGGCUCUUAUGUUGCUGUCGCGUUUGUUGAAACUGAAACAACAAAGAGCACGUUUAUACACUAAUCAUGGUUUGUUUAAUCAAGUAAUAUGGAAUCUUACACACAUCAUGCGAUAUAUAUCACACAGAAUGACGCCUGAAUUUCAAGCGGAAUCUAUGAGAGAAAUUCGUUUAUCCAAUAGAGGUGAACAAACAAUUUUUACACAAACUAAAAGGUUACUCCAAUUCACAAUAGAAUGUUUCGAACAACUAAUCAUUGAUCCAGUAUUAUGUCACAAAUCAACGAGUUUUCUACCGGUUGAAUUACGUUCGAAUCAUUUUGUUGAACUUUUCUUACAAGAUGAAGGUGUGCGAGGAUGGCUUGAGACAAUCUGACGAAUUUUAGGUUGAAAUGAAGUUCGCUAGACUAUUCUCGCCGCCUGUGGAUUAAUUAAUAUGUGUGCAAAACUAAUUCCGCUCUCAUGCUUCAGUUUAAUAUUGUUAAUAAAUACACACC
Messenger RNA from Trichobilharzia regenti, 1416 nucleotides. NCBI's taxonomy places the organism in Eukaryota, Metazoa, Platyhelminthes, Trematoda, Strigeidida, Schistosomatidae. The record is from the annotation of a GenBank genome assembly.